This is a messenger RNA of Fusarium poae, 2700 nucleotides long. It is a transcript of the gene FOX2, whose product is annotated as bifunctional hydroxyacyl-CoA dehydrogenase/enoyl-CoA hydratase fox2. Gene Ontology annotation, molecular function: oxidoreductase activity. The transcript has 5 exons. The record is from RefSeq and is a predicted model, not a curated record. NCBI's taxonomy places the organism in Eukaryota, Fungi, Ascomycota, Sordariomycetes, Hypocreales, Nectriaceae. Bases 1 to 2700 code for a protein of 899 amino acids.
AUGGCAGAGCAGUUGAGAUACGACGGACAAGUUGUUGUCGUCACUGGUGCUGGCGGUGGUCUUGGAAAGGCAUAUGCCACCUUCUUCGGCUCACGCGGUGCUAGCGUCGUUGUCAACGAUCUUGGUGUCACUGCAAAGGGCGAGGGCAACUCAUCAAAGGCUGCCGAUGUUGUCGUCAACGAGAUUAAAGCCGCUGGCGGCAAGGCCGUAGCCAACUACGACUCAGUAGAGAACGGCGAGCGCAUCAUUGAGACCGCCAUCAACGCCUUCGGCCGAAUCGAUAUUCUCAUCAACAACGCUGGUAUCCUACGAGAUAUCAGUUUCAAGAACAUGAAGGACGAGGACUGGGAUCUCAUCUACAAGGUUCACAUUAAGGGUUCAUACAAGUGCGCUCGCGCUGCUUGGCCUCAUUUCCGCAAGCAAAAGUACGGUCGUGUUAUCAACACCGCCUCGGCUGCUGGCCUCUUUGGCAACUUUGGUCAGACCAACUACUCUGCUGCCAAGCUCGCCAUGGUCGGCUUCACAGAGACUCUGGCCAAGGAGGGUAUCAAGUAUGGUAUCUUGGCCAACGUUAUUGCGCCUGUCGCUGCCAGCAGAAUGACUGAGACCAUCAUGCCUCCUGAUGUGCUCGAGCAACUCAAGCCCGAGUGGGUUGUUCCCCUGGUCGCUACCUUGGUUCACAAGAACAACACACAGGAGACUGGUGGUAUUUUUGAGGUUGGUGGUGGCCACAUGGCUAAGCUUCGAUGGGAGCGCUCCAGUGGUCUCCUCCUCAAGGCUGACGACUCUUACACCCCCGGAGCUGUCAUCAAGAACUGGGGCAAGGUCGUUGACUAUUCCAACCCCCAAUAUCCCACAGGUCCCAACGACUUCCUCACAUUGCUCGAGGACUCCAUGAAGAUGGGACCUGCUGAGCAAGGCGAGAACCCCGACUUCACCGGCCGCGUCGCUCUUGUGACAGGCGGUGGUGCUGGUAUUGGUCGUAUUUAUGCUCUGGCUUUCGCCAAGUAUGGUGCAUCAGUUGUCGUCAACGAUCUGGCCGACCCCGAGCCCGUAGUUGCUGAGAUCAAGAAGCUUGGCGGCAAGGCCGUCGGUGUCAAGGCCUCAGCUGAAGAUGGUGAGAAAGUCGUCAAGGCUGCUGUUGAUGCCUUUGGCCGCAUCGACAUUGUGGUCAACAAUGCCGGUAUCCUCCGCGACAAGGCAUUCUCCAACAUGAACGACGAGCUCUGGGACCCUGUCCUGAACGUCCAUCUCCGAGGUACCUACAAGGUCACCAAGGCUGCUUGGCCUUACUUCCUUAAGCAGAAGUAUGGCCGCGUUCUGAACACCACCUCGACCAGUGGUAUUUACGGAAACUUUGGCCAGGCCAACUAUGCUGCUGCUAAAUGUGGUAUUCUUGGAUUCUCUCGCGCGCUUGCUCUUGAGGGCCACAAGUAUGGCAUCUAUGUCAACGCUAUCGCUCCCAACGCCGGUACUGCCAUGACUGCCACUAUUAUGCCUGAAGAGAUGGUCCAGGCCUUCAAGCCCGACUACAUUGCUCCUCUUGUCCUUGCUCUUUGUAGUGACAAGUGCCCUAACCCCACUGGUGGCUUGUACGAGGUUGGCAGCGGCUGGUGCGGACAGACUCGAUGGCAGCGAACCGGUGGCCAUGGCUUCCCUGUGGACGUUCCUCUCGUCCCCGAGGAGGUUGUCAAGCACUGGAAAGACAUCGUCACCUUCGACGGUCGCGCUGAUCACCCUACCAAGUCUCAGGACUCGAUCGAGAAGAUCAUGGCCAACAUGCAAAACACAAGCAAGGCCAAGGAAUCCUCUGGUGAACCCGAUUACAAGAAAGUCAUUGCCGAAACCGUCAAGCAGGAGGGCAAGCCUACUGAGUACAAGGUUGAGGAGCGAGAUGUCAUCCUCUACAACCUUGGUGUUGGUGCUAAGCGCACCGACCUCAAGUAUGUCUUUGAGGGCGCUGAAGACUUCCAGGUUCUUCCCACUUUCGGUGUCAUCCCUCCUUUCAACGCUGAGAUGCCUUUCAACUUUGACGAUAUUGUGCCCAACUUCUCCCCCAUGAUGUUGCUUCAUGGAGAGCAGUAUCUCGAGAUCCGCAAGUUCCCUAUCCCUACCAACGCUCGCCUUGUUAGCCGAGGCCGCCUCCUCGAGGUCGUCGACAAGGGUAAUGCUUCUGUUGCCCGAAGCUCUACCACUACUGUUGACGCCAACACUGGUGAGGAUGUCUUCUACAACGAGUCCAGCAUCUUCCUCCGUGGUACAGGUGGUUGGGGCGGUCCCAAGCGUGGUGCCGACCGCGGUGCUGCCACUGCUGCCAACAAGCCCCCUGCUCGCGCUCCCGAUGUCGUCGUCGAGUCCCCUACACACGAUGACCAGGCUGCUAUCUACCGCCUGAGCGGCGACUACAACCCUCUCCACAUCGAUCCCGAGUUUGCCAAGGUUGGUGGCUUCAAGGCCCCCAUUCUCCACGGCCUCUGCAGCUUCGGUGUUGCCGGAAAGGCUGUCUACGAGCGCUUCGGUCCUUUCAAGAACAUCAAGGUCCGCUUCGCUGGUGUUGUCAUCCCUGGUCAGACAAUUGUCACUGAGAUGUGGCGCGAGGGCAACAAGAUCAUCUUCCAGUCCAAGGUCAAGGAGACUGGCAAGCCCGCUAUUGCCGGUGCUGCUGCUGAGCUCAGGACCGACGGCAAGAGCAAGCUCUAA